AUCUGGCACAGUCCUGAGGGUCCCCACGGUGUCCUCUGUUCUGUCUGUAGAUCCUCAGGCGAUGACAGCAGCCGAGGAAGGUGCAAGAUCCCAGCCAGGUUCUUCUGCUCACUGUGUCAUUUGGGCCCCCACCUCAGCCAUUUGCUCUGGGCAGACCAAGGCCCGCACAGAGACAGAGAAGCAAGAACUAUCCUGGGAGAAGUGUGUCGAAGCCUUUCUACAGCCAGCACAGAAGGAGCUGCAGAGACGGGGAUGCAACAAAGUCACAGGAAACUUGCAACAUAUGUGAACAGCAGAGCAACAACCAAGCACAUUGAACAGGACAGAGAUGAGCUUUUGAGCAGAGGAGACCCUCCUGUCUUUGCAGCUACACCCACCCUCGCUCACAUCUAUCAGAGGUUAAUCGAAAACUGCUGGAAAGAUUGGGGAUGGCAGUUUUCACUGCAGGGCUUGGGCUCAUUCUGCUGUUGCUAGAAGCCAGGGAGACUCUGGGAGGGCCUCACUCUCUCUGCCUCAACCUCACUGUCAGAUCUGAGGCCUCACCUGGACAGCCCUGGUAUGAAGCCCAGGGCUCAGUGGAUGAAAGGACUUUCCUUCAGUAUGACAAUAACAAGAAGACCACACCUGUGGGUAUGCUGGGGGAGAAGUUCAAGGACACCAAAUCAUGGAAAGAAUUGACAAGAAUUAUAGAAGAAACCGGGUAUGAGCUCAGGAGUAUCAUGAGUGACACCAUUCUGAAGGGAAGAGCACACAAGAGUUCCCCCAAGCUGAAAGCCAACAUGUGCUGUCAGAGGAGUGCAGGAGAGUGCACUGGUGCUUUGUGGGAAUUCAACAUCAAUGGACAGACAGCCCUCGUUAACACAAUGACCAUGAACUGGUCAGUCCUUGAACCUGGAGCCAUAGGGAUCAAGGAGGAGUGGGUAGCCAACCAUCGUGUGGCAAGCUAUUUCAAGAACAUUUCAAAUGAAGAGUGCCAGUUCUGGCUUCAGGAAUUCUUAAACAACUUUGAGGAAUAUCUGGAUUCCAUAGCUGCAUCAUCCAAGGCAGAAGAAACCAUCCAGCAUUAUCCAUCCACCUGGUUAAUUACCUGGAUCAUGCCAAUAAUCACUGUUCUGUCCUACUUGAAAUUUGCUUGAUAUGCACGAUGUGUGUACUAAUAAGCAUUAAAAUUUACUGUAGAUGAUGGGAA
Molecule: messenger RNA, 1189 nt
Organism: Erinaceus europaeus (western European hedgehog)
Lineage: Eukaryota; Metazoa; Chordata; Mammalia; Eulipotyphla; Erinaceidae
Product: retinoic acid early transcript 1E-like
Exons: 7
Coding region: 429-1136 (235 amino acids)
Biological process (GO): antigen processing and presentation of endogenous peptide antigen via MHC class Ib; positive regulation of T cell mediated cytotoxicity; immune response
Cellular component (GO): external side of plasma membrane
Source: RefSeq, a predicted model, not a curated record